Molecule: messenger RNA, 1582 nt
Organism: Hydra vulgaris (swiftwater hydra)
Lineage: Eukaryota; Metazoa; Cnidaria; Hydrozoa; Anthoathecata; Hydridae
Product: vesicular inhibitory amino acid transporter
Biological process (GO): amino acid transmembrane transport
Cellular component (GO): vacuolar membrane
Molecular function (GO): L-amino acid transmembrane transporter activity
Source: RefSeq, a predicted model, not a curated record
AAUUCUGUUUAUAAAAUGGAACACGAAAAAAAGAUGGAUGUGUCAUUUUCUAAAACUGAAUCAAUCAGCAUAAUUGAAUUUUCUAAACCAAACGACGAUGAUUCGGACAAAAUCUCAAAGCAAGCAAUAUCUUUGGUAUCUUUAAAUGAUGCUCGCGCCUCUGUGUUUCUACCAACCGUUUCACUUAGCAACCGUAAAGUUACACGUUCUCUUUUUGAAGCUUGUCGAUCUCAGAUGAUUAGUAAAGCUUUUCUUCCAGUGAAUUCAAAAUUUAGCUUUGUUGAAAAGUUGUCCAACGACAGAGGUGCAUCCAUACCAUUAGCAAUGUUAAAUAUUUUACCAUUGGGAACAUCAAUAUUUAGUAUGCCAUUUUGCAUUGCAGACGGUGGCUAUUUAGUUCUACUUGUUAUGAUUCUUAUAUGCAUAAUGGCUGACCUGACACAAACAUUGUUAGCUGACUGUUUAUACGCAAUAUCUCCAAGAAGCAAGCUAAGAAAGAGAGUGAAUGGAAGUUACAUUGAUGUUGCACGCGCAGUUUGGGGUGAAAAUGGCUCCAGGAUAUUACGUACAACUUUGAUUGUUUAUCAAUUUACAGGAUGCGUUGUUAAUAUUGUAAUGUUAGGUACAAACGUUCACAUUGUAUUACAACCAUACACAAGUCUUCCUUUGGGAGCAACUACUGUUAUAUUUUCUUUAUCAGUGUAUCCGCUGUUGUUUAUUAGAAAACUAUCAGUUCUUGCUUAUUUCAGCAUGACAGCUUUGUGCUCUUUAAUUGUGGCAAUUAUUAGUGUUUUAGUUUUAUUUUGUAUCGAAUCUGGAAAUUGGAAAAAUAAUUCCAAAAAUAUUGAAGUUAUGCACCGACAUGGAUUUUUGUUUUCCUUCGGAAUUAUAAUGCUAUCUUGCUCUACACACUCAAUUCUUCCACAAGUUGAAGGAAGCAUGAAAAACAGUUCCAAGAUUAAUCAGGUUAUCCAUCAAUCGUUUUUUUUAACGACAAUAUUGAAAUUUACAUUUGCUUUAUUAGGUUCAUUGUCGUUCGGACCAGACACUCAAAGUAUGAUAACUUUGAAUGCCGUGGCCUUAAGUAAACCAGUGAGUAUGAUAUCUUCUAUUGGAUUGAUUGGUUAUGCUAUAUUUAACUACCCUUUGUCAAUAUUUCUUGUAAAUGACUCUAUCGACAGUUUAAUUGAUGAUACCAAAGUUGAAAAAAAUAAAACGCUUUUGUACGUGUGGGUUGCUGUUACCCGUUUGGUUGCUGUUGCGUUAUCUGUAGCUAUUGCAAUUGUCAUGCCUUAUUUUGGAGUUCUGUUAUCAAUAAGAGGUAGUGUAUUAGGUACGUUCCUAAUGUUUGUUUUUCCUUGUUAUUUUCAUCUUAAGUUAAAGUGGAAAAAUUUAGCAAAGUGGCGCCGUUGUUCAGAAAUUUUACUAAUGUUUAGCGGAACGUUUGUUGGUGUUGUUGGAUUUUAUUCAGCAAUUGUUCAUAUUGUUUCGUCAGUAAGUUCCGGCCACGGUUAAAAAACUAAAGUUUAAAAAAUAAAGUUUAUGUGCAAACAUAAUUAUUAAAUUAGAGGUUAUUUAUCUA